CCCUCGUUGUGUAGAGUAAUGAUACAUUCUCUGCGCUGCGAAAUUAUUACAAUAUCACCAUCCACCAUUGUAAAACGUGAACGUCGGCUAGGAUUUAGAUAGAGCGUAAGUUUGCAUGCCAUUUUUUGCCAACUAUUUGUCUGUAGAACCUUAAUUCUUUUGGACGACACGGGCAUUUAUCAUGUUUAUCCUGUAACGAUCAUUAGUUUAAGGAUACAAAAGAGUCCUUCUUGCUGGAAAAUAAUUAUACGAGCAGUAUGCAAGCUGCAUGAAGCGGUUGUUUAUAAGCGACUCACUUAUAUUACUGAGAGACUCUUAAUAAGCGGCGGAAGAACAGGUAGGACAUAACGGCGAAGGGUUCGUAAAUUAUCCGUAACUAUCCGAAUUUCCAAGGCAGCAAAUUUCACCUACCUACCGUGUAAUAGGCAAGGGCGCAGAGAAAAGCAUAAAGUAAGGGUGUGUGUGUGUUGAGAAGUGAGAGCUUGUUUACAAAUCGUAGACGCAGUCUGUCAAAUGUGGUUGCAGCAACAUUGGUUUUGGUGGUCGAAAAGUGCAGCAGAGCAAAGCAAAUCGCGUGCGACAAUCGCGGCUUCUAAAUCAAUCCCGGACUGCGUUUCAUCGCGCUAUUGUGCUAAGAACAUCUGUCCGGCCCGAUAGGAAGGUUUGGUGGUAAUAGAUAAAAGAAAUUUCAUUCACAAUGUCACCAGUUGGUAAAGGACUUACGACGCACCAGCAGAACGCUGCUGCUGCUGCUGAUCUGUGGUAAUGAGGGAAAAAGAAAUAACUUCGAGCUGAAAGCUGUCAAAGUUGUUGGAGAACUGAAUUUGGUAAACCCAAACUUCUGGUGCAAGACUUAGUAGGGUUCUAUCGCUACUGUGCAGUGAAUUGUUUGUUGUUUGGAGACAGCAAUUUUUGUGUGCAACAGUAAUAGUGCGACCCUCUUCUGACGGGGUAAUAGAGCGGUAGAUCGAUGGAGCCCAACAAUCGGCCGAUCGCUGGCGAAGCGUACGAACGCAGCAACACCACCAUCUCGACCAACACAUUCCAGAUCUGGGAAACGACCGUGCGGUUGGCGCAGAUUCAAACGCUCAUCGAUAAGCUUUGUCUCGCGACCUGUCCGGACGAGGCGAUGAUAUGCUUCCUGCAGGAAACGGACGGCCAGUCGAUGCUGGACAUAAUAUCCGACGAUGAAGAGGAGGACGAUACGGAACCACAGCUUCGCGGCAAGAGCUAUCUCAAGCGCAUGAUACAGGAUAUGUACACGCGGCCCCAGAUGAUCGGCACGGUCAAGAUGAUCCUGUACCACUGUCUGACGACGAUGGCCGAAAAGCUAACGCAGGACAUUAAGUUCCGGUCGGAAAAUGCGGAAUUCUUUGACGAUCUGGAGCUGGUGCUCAGCCGCAUGACUGACGAGGCGGCCGAAACUACCAAGCGCGAAAUCAUGCAAUACUUGUCGAUUGCCAAGAAGCGGCUAGCCAAACGGAAGCGGGUGCGGGAUCAGCAGCAACACCAGGAACAACGGCAGCAACAUCAAGAACAGCAGCAGCAGCAGCAGCAGCAAGAACCUUCACCAUCGUCUUCUUCCUCCUCCUCCUCCGCUUCCCCCUCGUCCUCUUCGUCGUCCACCUCACCGACACCUGAAGCCUGUAUAGUGUCCCCACCUUACGGGUCCUAGGGAACCAAGGCUCAGUAGGCGGGGAUAGCUGGCAGCAGCAGAGAGAAAAAAAACGGGGGAAAUGGGACACAAUCCGUUUGUGCUUUCCUUGCUCUGAUGCACGACAUUGCAGCGUGGAGCCACCGGAUGUACUAGUUUAAUUUUUAUUUAUAUUUGUGCAACCGUUUUGAAUGAUCAGGGGGACGUGCACCGCUGCCAAUCUUGCUCGUGGUUCGUGGAGUGUGUCCUCCAAAUUGUGGAAGUUAAUAAAAUUAUUAUUUCGUUUACAUGAAUAAAAUCAUAUGUAGGUGCAUUUUAAGAAUAA
Anopheles stephensi (Asian malaria mosquito) is the source of this 1979-nucleotide messenger RNA. Its product is annotated as transcriptional repressor OPI1-like. Lineage: Eukaryota; Metazoa; Arthropoda; Insecta; Diptera; Culicidae. The record is from RefSeq and is a predicted model, not a curated record. Bases 971 to 1675 code for a protein of 234 amino acids. The transcript is spliced from 2 exons.